Molecule: messenger RNA, 537 nt
Organism: Paramecium tetraurelia
Lineage: Eukaryota; Ciliophora; Oligohymenophorea; Peniculida; Parameciidae
Exons: 2
Source: RefSeq, a predicted model, not a curated record
AUGUUCUCGGCUUAGAACAAACUAACAUUUGCUUAUAAUAGAAACACAUUGCAAGUAUAGACGGAAUUUAAAAUGAAAAAUAUCUCAGAGAAUAUAUUAGAAAUUCAAAUAGAAUUGUCGAAUCCUCAGAAUUAUAAAAUAUAUCCAAACAAUUUUUACAUCUAAAAAUAAGAAACUAAAGUCGUAGAGAUAAUAUAAAUAAAUUAUGUUCCUAUGAGGUUAGAUGAAAGAGCAAAAAUAAUGUACAGAACCAUAAUGGAGAACUCUACGACUUCUAGAAAAAACACAUAGACAAUUUAUCAUUUUUACAAAUACUUUUUUUUUGAGUUAUCUUGUCAUAAAUAGUCCUCCUUCGUUGAUGAUAACAGCAGAAUGACAUAGGUGAGAUAGCAAGAUCACAGACAACAUUAGGUUGGAGUGGAAGUGAAAGACUCAUUAAAUUACUGGUAAUUGGUAACUCUAACAGUGUCCAUUAUUGUAAUAAUAAUAGCAGUGUGUAAUUGGCUUUAUAUUAAAAUUAUAAAGAAUGAUUAAUGA